AUUUCCAAAAAGACUGUUGAAUUUGCCAUUUUUGAAAUCUCAGACUUUCCAUUGGUUUGUUUUCCGCAAAUCAUGAUGGAAAAUACAGCUCUUCUGCUAAUUGACAUCCAGCAUGAUUUCUUGGAAGAGGGAUCAUUAGCUGUACCUCAUGCUUCAGAGAUCUUUCCUGCAGUCAAUCGUUUGAUUCAAGCUGUGAAAGAUAAAGGGGGUCUGAUUGUCGCGUCGCAGGACUGGCACCCUCAAGACCACGUCAGUUUCGGUUCCAAUCAUGCAGGCAACAAACCCUUUGAAACCAUUACCAUCCAGUACGAAAAUGAAGCGAUAUCACAAACUUUGUGGCCCGACCAUUGCGUGCAAGGAACUUAUGGAGCGACUAUUUCGGAAAAGAUUUCUAUCAGCGACAUUAGCCAUGUGGUGAAGAAGGGAACCAAUCGCAUGGUAGAUUCUUACAGCGCGUUCGCGGACAACAAAUAUUUCGAGAUCACUGAACUCGCAAAACUCUUAUACCAAAAGAAGAUUGAAACGGUGAUUGUAGUGGGCUUGGCGGCCGACUACUGUGUCAAGCUCACUUGCCUGGAUGCUAUCAAGUUUGGUUUUAAAACAAUUCUGGUAAAGGAAGGUACGCGGGCAGUGUUUCCCGAAGCCUUCAAUGCCACAAUGGAUGAAUUACGCAGUAAAGGGGUGUCGGUCGCUAGCAUAGACGAUGAUGCAUUUGCGAACGUAUAUCUGUCUCCAUAAUAAAAUCAGAUGACAAGCGGGGUGUCGCUCAUUCAAUAUCUCGGA
Messenger RNA from Radiomyces spectabilis, 783 nucleotides. Its product is annotated as Isochorismatase-like protein. The record is from RefSeq and is a predicted model, not a curated record. Lineage: Eukaryota; Fungi; Mucoromycota; Mucoromycetes; Mucorales; Radiomycetaceae. The transcript is spliced from 5 exons. Bases 73 to 738 code for a protein of 221 amino acids.